AUUCACAAAAGUUGCUAGUCUGGCUUUUGUAAAGAGAUGUUCUUUCUUUUUUAUUUUUGAGUUGUUUUCCCAUUUCAGCCCUUAUUCUUUCUUAACCGAAUAGUACUAGAAAAAAAUCUUCCUUAAAUUAUCUGCAUAUGUCCAACCACGCGAAUCACUUCUGCUCAGUAAAACCUCACAUUUCAAGAGGAACUUCCCAACUCAUAGUAUAUAGACUUCAAACUGGCUAGCAAAAUUUGAAUGCAUAAAGCGGCUACUGUAGACACAACUCCAAAAAUAGUUACACUCUAUAAAUGCUUAACUAGUCGAUACUGGACAGGGAACCUGGAUAAUGUAUUUUGGCGCGAAUUCUUCCUUCUCAGUCCUCGCCUUCAAGAGUUAAAGCAAAUACUGCAAGAAACUUCGACUCAAGAUCUCGCCUCCAAUGGCCCAAAAAUCCAUAGCAUGUAUCUAUUCGUGGUGGAUUUGCUUCUAUCGAAGGAUGAACAUUUACGAAUCCAUAAUGCUUUGACAACACUGCAAAUGUUUCUCUCUGCUAUGUCCAAUCAGAAGUCUUCGGAUGUGAAUUUUACUGUAUAUUUGUUACUGGGAAACAUUGAUUCUAUCGAUACUCAGUUUUCACUGUUUAUUCGAAACUUGUGUGAUGUAAUCAAAACCUCUGACAAUGCUCAGUGCAUACAUGACUCUUUGUCUUUCUUCUUGUGUUUCCUUGCUACUCUGUACAACUCCUCGUUCAUAUCUCAUAUUUUUGACAGCUAUGAUGUUUUUACAACUUUGGUCACUGCCAUCUUGCAUCAAAAGCCCGGUUUUGAAGUUGCUAUAUAUGCACUUGGAUUACUAAGUGCUUGUGACAAAUUUGAAACUGUCAAUACAUUGCGAGUUCAUCUGUCCCAAAUAUCUGAAGAACCAUUCUUUGAGGCUGUUUUAAAGUAUUCUAUCGCUCAACUCAUUGCUUUAAGAGAUGAAUACGUUGCUAUAAAACCUGAUGAUUCUCCUGUUUCUUCUUUUUUUAGCUUCUUUACUAUUCGGUCUUUACCUUCGAAUCCUGAUGUAAAACAAGAGCAGCAAUUUGCUACCCUACCUGAUAAACGCUUAGUCAUGUUUUUAACUAUUUACGAACUUUGCACUUGCAACAAACGUUUUUGCAAAUUUCUUUUUCAGUUCAAAGAAAAUGACCCUGACUCUCCUUCUUCAACUCUGCUUUCACUAGCUUCUUACAUAAAUGUCCAUCAGAGGCAAUCCAAACGCGCCUAUCAUUUCUCUAUGCUUUUCCUCAUUCUCUUUCAUUUACAAAUAGAUGAUCCCAUUACUUCUGCUUUGCUGGUGCAAAGCAAUUCAGAUUUGCGCGUACGAAUGUGUUUACAGAGAUAUCCUUUCCCUUCUUAUCCAGCGAAACCAUAUGUUCCCAUGGGAUAUCUUUUAGAUAUAUGUUGCCUUGGGAUUCAACAUAAUGCAAAACUGAAAAUUAGUACUCCAAUCUAUAUCUUGUACCUUACGCUUCUGCAUAAAUCUUUCGCUUUUUUAGCGCAAAACCUGAUACGAUUGGAAUAUCAUUGGAAGGAACUUUGGAGAUUUCUAUUUUCUUUUCUAGAAUUCUGUAAUACGCUUAUAAAUUCGGAAUUUUCCAACAACGCACCCCUAAUUGUAGAGCCUUUAUUAAAUUUGCUUGCGUAUACAGUCGCAAAUGUGGACGCCUUUGUUCAGAAUACUGAGGAAAUGGUGGAUCUGUUAUAUAAAUUAAUUCGUAAUGCACAGAUUCUUCAACUCAUUCUUUCAAAGGUAAGCCUCAAAAACAGGCGCGCAGCUGAUUACCUUCUUGGAGUGAUCAGUUAUUUGACUUCAAAAGCUUCUGAAUCACCAGAUAGUUCUCCAGAGGAACUAAUGGUUAUAAUAAAGGAAAAUAUUGAAUCAAUUCCCGUGGCAGAACCACAGGUUCUUUCAAAUAUACCUCCUUUAAGGGAAUCUAAUUAUCGUUUAUUUCAUAAACGAGUCAGUAGAGAUAUGGCUGAACUUCUACGAAACGUCCAAAUUUCUUAGUUAGCUAUGUUAAUUAAUGACUUAUGACUGUUACAAAAUAUUUGGCUCUUAGAAUAACAAAACAGAGUAUUUUGCUUCAUGCAUCUUUAACCUUUUUUUCCAUAUAUAUACAAUAUACUAC
This is a messenger RNA of Schizosaccharomyces cryophilus OY26, 2158 nucleotides long. RefSeq names its product DUF1741 family protein. Lineage: Eukaryota; Fungi; Ascomycota; Schizosaccharomycetes; Schizosaccharomycetales; Schizosaccharomycetaceae. Gene Ontology annotation, biological process: regulation of Golgi organization. The record is from RefSeq and is a predicted model, not a curated record. The transcript has a single exon. Gene Ontology annotation, cellular component: cytosol. Bases 241 to 2037 code for a protein of 598 amino acids.